Messenger RNA from Hordeum vulgare subsp. vulgare (domesticated barley), 1486 nucleotides. Its product is annotated as thaumatin-like protein 1. NCBI's taxonomy places the organism in Eukaryota, Viridiplantae, Streptophyta, Magnoliopsida, Poales, Poaceae. Gene Ontology annotation, biological process: defense response. Gene Ontology annotation, cellular component: extracellular region. The transcript has 3 exons. The record is from RefSeq and is a predicted model, not a curated record. The coding region runs from base 252 to 1103 and encodes 283 amino acids.
CACAGCUACACCAACGCAUAGCCCAACCAACCCCUAGUAGGAGUAGAACCCACUCUGGCUUCUGGCUUUGCUCAGACAGACACAGAGUGGUCGUUUUGGUCUCCUCCCCCUAACCACCCUACUUGCCUUAUAUAGUUAGGCCAAACCGCCGUUCCACAGGCCAUUUCGGGCGCCGACCUUGCCAUAAUUGAUCACCUCUGCAUUCGGUUUCGGUCAUAAUUGAUAUACUACCGUCGACGUACGUGCAUGCGAUGGCUUCGUUCGUCUCUCCGUCGUCUUCCUCGAUCAUCGCUUGUCUCCUGUUCGUCAUCGUGUCGUUCCUUCAAGGGCUGGUGGCGGCGGCCGGCGUGACGUUCACGUUCACGAACAGGUGCGGCGGCACGGUGUGGCCGGGGGUGCUGGCCAACUCGGGCAGCCCGCCGCUGGAGACGACGGGCUUCGCGCUGAGCCCCGGGGAGGCGCGGUCGCUGGCGGCGCCGACGGGGUGGUCGGGCCGGUUCUGGGCGCGCACGGGGUGCGCCUUCGACGGCACAUCGGGCGGCAAGUGCGCGACGGGGGACUGCGGCAGCGGCGAGGCCGAGUGCCACGGCUCGGGCGCGACGCCCCCCGCCACGCUCGUCGAGUUCACCCUCGGCGACGGCGACGGCGGCAAGGAGGACUACUACGACGUGAGCCUGGUGGACGGGUACAACGUGCCCGUGGUGGUGGAGCCGUCCGCGGCGGGGUGCCCGGCGACGGGGUGCCUGGUGGACCUCAACGAGCGGUGCCCGGCGGAGCUGAGGGCGCCGGCGGGCGAGGGGUGCCGGAGCGCGUGCGAGGCGUUCGACCGGCCGGAGUACUGCUGCAGCGGCGCGUUCGGCGGGCCGGACACCUGCCGCCCCUCCGCCUACUCGCAGGCGUUCAAGGCCGCCUGCCCGCGCGCCUACAGCUACGCCUACGACGACGCCACCUCCACCUUCACCUGCGCGUACUCCGGCACCGCCGCCUACUCCGUCGUCUUCUGCCCCCGCGCCGGCGCCUCCAGCAGCCUCAAGUCGAGCAACGACCCGUUGCCGAGGCCGGGCGACGUCGUCGCCGGCGCGCAGGUAGCGGCGGACACGUGACUGGCGAGCCUGGCGACCGGCGAGAACGGCGCCGCUGUGGCUACGACGGCGGGGGCGGCGCUCAGAGCGGCGCUGGCGGCGGCCGUGGCCUUGCUGGUGUCGUCGCUGUAGCUAAGACGCGGUUGGGGCGAGUAAUUAAUUAAUUAGCUUGAGGUGAUGAGGACGUGAUGAGAAUCAUAUUCUUGUGCCUUUUGCUUGUGGAUAGAGAGGGUGGGACUGAUGACUAGGUGGCAACCAACUUUAUACUAGUAGUAUACUUGUGCUGCAUAUUUUUGCAGUGGUGUCGGUCAACUAGUGCGCUAUGCAUUGGCUGAUUUAUCUCUCCCAAAUCUUGAUGCUCAUGUUCCUUCCUGUGUAUAAAACACCUUCCUUUUUGUUAGAAA